AUGUCUAGGACAGACAAUAUGCUUCGAUGGGGCUUCAUCAAGAAGGUGUAUGGCAUCAUCUCAGCACAACUGGUCCUCACAGCCAUCGUAGCUGGCACAAUCCUUGCAGUCCCUCCUGUCAGGGGCUUUGUGACAACCAGCCUGUGGUUCCAGAUCACCUGUGCCGUUCUGCCCCUCGUUGGUCUCAUCCCACUUUACAUGUACUCAAGGAAGCACCCGCAGAACCUGAUCAUCCUCGCCCUCUGGACUGCUUCCCUGUCCGUGGGCGUGGGCACUGCCUGCACAGUCUAUGAGCCGGCUGUGGUGCUGGAGGCACUCUGCCUGACAGCGGCCAUAGUGCUGGGCCUGACUACGUACACCUUCCACGCCGCAAGAAAGGGCUACAGCUUCCAGCGCUUGGGGCCCAUCCUCUUUGCAGCGCUGACGGCGAUGGUGCUCUGGAGCAUCAUACAGGUGGCUUUUGGAGCCUAUGUUGGCGGCCCGGGCAAGACAGUCUUUGCGCUGCUGGGCGCCAUAGUCUUCAGCGGCUACAUUGUCUUUGACACUGAGAACCUCAUCUCCAGGCACGAUCUGGAUGACUACAUCAUGGCCUCUGUCUCGCUGUAUCUGGAUAUUGUGAACCUGUUCUUGUACCUCCUGCGUCUCCUCGGCAACAACCGCAACUGA
Messenger RNA from Coccomyxa subellipsoidea C-169, 666 nucleotides. RefSeq names its product UPF0005-domain-containing protein. Lineage: Eukaryota; Viridiplantae; Chlorophyta; Trebouxiophyceae; Coccomyxaceae. The transcript has 8 exons. Gene Ontology annotation, cellular component: membrane. The record is from RefSeq and is a predicted model, not a curated record. The coding region runs from base 1 to 666 and encodes 221 amino acids.